Messenger RNA from Caenorhabditis remanei, 765 nucleotides. RefSeq lists its product as uncharacterized. The record is from RefSeq and is a predicted model, not a curated record. The transcript is spliced from 4 exons. Gene Ontology annotation, biological process: cell fate specification; Notch signaling pathway; cell communication. Gene Ontology annotation, molecular function: Notch binding. Lineage: Eukaryota; Metazoa; Nematoda; Chromadorea; Rhabditida; Rhabditidae. The coding region runs from base 1 to 765 and encodes 254 amino acids. Gene Ontology annotation, cellular component: membrane.
AUGCGUUUCCUACUACUCUUUUCCUUUUCUAUCCUCUUUUCAUCCGCCACCUUUUCCUAUCCGACUUAUGGCAACGGGAUUCUGGAGAUUCUCGUCGAAUCUGGAGUUUCAAUCCACGCUGGAUUCGUGGUGACCUAUGAAAACAAGUCACAUGUCACUUGGCGUCAGUUGAAACCAAAUACUCCUGAAUUAUUGAUUUUCGAAGGAUUCAAUGUAUCACAAAAAGUUUUGAAUAUUUUCGAGUUAUCAAUUCGCUCAGAACUGAUGAAUGUCACAAUUCACGACAAUCUCACUUCGAGUUCCGUACUUUUCAACCCAUUGAGUGAUCAGUUAUACGAUUUCUACCAUCUGCCACUACCGUAUAUCGGUUUCGAGAUGAAAAUCAAGUGUGCCAAAGAUUGGUACGGUAUUGGCUGCCAAAAGCACUGCUCGAUAAAACAGGAGGGAUGGCGAUGUGAUAAAAACGGAAUGCCGGCUUGUGUCCUAGGUUACUGUGGAUGGAAUUGUCACCAAUCCGGAUCGGAGUGUGAAUCAUACUUCGCAAACUGUCAUUGCAAAAACGGUGGAAAAUGUUACGAAACCGCGGAACAUUCUACUAGAUGCCAGUGUCCAUUAGGAUACACUGCUCGAAAUCGGCUCAAAAUCGUCAUUUCCAGUUUAAAAGAACCAAACGUCGGUCCGGAUGUCAGCCAGAAGACAUCCAGAUCUUCAGACCCACAGACAGACAAUCUCGUUGUCCGAGAGGAAUCCAUUGAGAUGACGUAG